AGGUGGUCUUGUGAUGUAGCCGGGUUUGAAGCACCGUCUCCCGGCCCGCCUCCCAGCUGAGAUUCCCCCGUGGUUCCGUCUUCUCGCCUCGGCUCGUGUCCUCCUCCAGCAGGACUCUCCUCCUGGACAAAGAUGGAGCUCCGGACGAUCCUGCCCGCUGUCCUCGUGCUCUCCGCCGCCUCGCUGCAGCCGGUGACCGGCGCGGUUUCACGGAGAGGGCCGAAAGUCACCGAGAAGGUGUUUUUUGACAUCACAGUGGCGGGUCACGAGGUGGGGAGGAUCGUGAUUGGUCUGUUUGGAGAAGUCGUCCCUCUCACUGUGAAUAACUUUGUUGCCCUGGCAACAGGGGAGAAAGGUUACGGCUACAAAGGAACGAAGUUUCACAGAGUCAUCAAGGAUUUUAUGAUCCAAGGAGGAGACUUCACAGCAGGAGACGGGACUGGAGGUCACAGUAUCUAUGGCACAACGUUUGCAGAUGAAAACUUCAAACUGAAGCAUGUAGGAGCUAGCUGGGUGAGCAUGGCCAACGCUGGUACAGACACCAACGGGUCUCAGUUCUUCAUCCUGGCUACCAGAGCACCGUGGCUGGACGGGAAACACGUGGUCUUUGGAAAAGUCCUGGACGGGAUGUCUGUCGUUCACACCAUUGAGCUUCAGGACACCAACGAUAGAAACCUGCCAUACACCGAGUGUGUGAUCGUCAACAGCGGAAAGAUCCCCGUUAAAGAGCCCUUCGUGGUGGAGGUGGAAGGCUGGACACAGAAUUAAAUUCUUAUAGACCAGUGAUCAAUCAGACCUCACAUUUUCAUAGUGCCAAAUUUAUAUAUUCACUUUAUGGCUUUAGCAUUUUCACAUGCUAAUGCUAGCAUGGGUUUAUUGUGAUUUUGGUUUAAAAAGUCUGGAUUUAGGCUGUUGUGCAAAUUUAAAACAGGUUUCUUACAAUAUCAGUGCCAAAAAAAGAAAGAUAACCACUCUGACCUGCUAGAUAAUGUUAGCAUGUUAUCAUGCUCCAAAUGUUAGCAGAGGUGGGUUAACUAGCUAAAGCUGUAUAUGACGUCUGAUUUCUACUGGAUGCAGAAGCAAGUCUAAUAUAUGUUAGAUUUUUCUUUAUUAUUAGAAAGCCAAACAGGAAAUUGGUCAAUUUAAAAAAUGUGUAUGUAAAGUUAAUUUAUUAAUUUAUCAUUCUUCUAUUAUGAAGUAGAAACUAAAACAUAUAAGCAAAAAUUAAGUGGUUUGGUGUUUGAUGUGUGCUUGCAUAUAGAUAGAUAGAUAGAUAGAUAGAUAGAUAGAUAGAUAGAUAGAUAGAUAGAUAGAUAUCAUAAAACUGUAUGAAAACCUGGAGAUAUCAUGAAAUUGAUUGCAUUUUUUGGGCGCAGAAUUGAUCGGGUUCGCUGUGGUUCAUGGCGUCUCUGAACAACAUGAGAUGCUGCAAUCAGGUCUGCACAUGCUCAGUUGAACGUUUUCUGUUGCCAUGUGUUCCUGAAGAUUCUCAAUGCAAAGAGCUGCUCCUAGUGGUCCGAUUCGAAGGAAAUUCUUAGAAUCAUGAUGUUUUCUUAGAAUUUCUGCAACAAAAGUGAAGAGUAGAUCCUAGUAAAGAGAAAAUCUAUUCCUAAAGAAUCUCAGCUCUUCAGAGAGUUUCUCAGACAGGGUGUUAAGAGCAGGGAAGAGGACUUUUUAGAGGCUUAGCACUUCCCUAAGCAGAGGAGAAAAUGGUGGACAGAAGAAGCACAUGACAUAUUCUCCACAGUGAAUUAAUUACACGCUACAGAUUGGAUCGUGAAGGAAUCAUGUUUGUGGUUGUUCAUGAAAUCUACCUCUAACACUUUUAUGCUCAUUGACCACCUGAGCCAGGAGCAAACACUGCUCCUCCGGCCAGGUGGGUUUCCUUCUUGUCUGUUCACUGGUUGGUGGAGGAUCUCGAUGCCGACCAACUCUGCUUCUAUAGGCCGGUUAGCAAUCACAGACAGAUAGAAGCUGAGCCAUUUUACCCUCUUUAAUACUAAACAGAGCCUGGUAAAUAAAUGUAAGCAAAUAAACUUUCUACACGUUCUGUAGGGUCAUUUCUAUUUAUUUAACAGAGUUUUUUUAUGUAAAAUAUUAUUUAGAAUCACACAGAUUAGAUUCAGUGAUUAAGUCUGUUGAUCUGACAGUCCAUUCUCCGUUAUCUCCAAAGGUCUAUUUUUAUCUGGCUUUUAGAAUCAACCAAUCACAGCCUUUGAAAUGAUGACUCAUACCUAGAACAGGGUCGAUCACACCUCCUCAUUGAGAAAGGAUGUCUGUCCAUUUCUUGCUCAGAAGUCCCUGAAAAUGUUCUGGAAUCAGUCCAAAGCUAAAGCUGUGUCCCAAUUCAGGGUCUGCACACUUCGGAGUGCACAGACAAUGUAGUCCACGGAGUGUCGUUCAUAAUCUACAGAGUGCCCUACGUAAUCUACGGAAUGGCCUACGUAGUCCACGGAGUGUCAUUCGUAAUCUACAGAGUGUCCUACGUAGUCCACAUAGUGUCAUUCGUAGCCUAUGGAGUGUCCUAUGUCCACGGAGUGUCGUUCAUAAUCUAUGGAGUGUCCUACAUAGUCUACGGAGUGUCCUACAUAGUCUGCGUAGUGUUAUUCGUAAUCUACGGCGUGUCCUACAUAGUCUACGGAGUGUCCUCCGUAGUCCACGGAGUGUUAUUCGUAAUCUACGGAGUGUCCUACGUAGUCCAUAUAGUGUCAUUCGUAACCUACGGAGUGUCCUAUGUAGUCCACGUAGUGUCAUUCGUAACCUAUGGAGUGUCCUAUGUCCACGGAGUGUCGUUCAUAAUCUACGGCGUGUCCUACAUAGUCUACGGAGUAUCCUACGUAGCUUGCACUCCGAUGCCGCUUACUGUUUGUGAAAUGAGACAGCCUACCAAGCCGACAAGAAUUUCUCAUAGCAGCAACGUAGGAUAUGAAUCACUCAAACCUCUAAGUUUGCAUAUCAUAGGACACCUUAGUGAACGUUAACACAGACCAAAUUGGUUCUACCUUAAAUUUUAACUGGAUAUUUAAAAAAAAAAAAUUAAUAAAAUACUACACAAUUUUGAUGCCGCCGUUUAACAAACACAUUUUUAAUGUAUUUGGUUUUGUCACAUUUCUACUAAAGUGAUGUAAAUGAAAAACGUUCACUUCGGAGCAUUUUUGCUCAAUCGCCUUCGCUGCCGGCUAAGUAGUGCGGUUCGUCGGGUGGGUUCAGAGGCACCUUCCACAUGGGACAGGGCUUAGCGCCACUGUGACGUUUGUAGCCGACAAACCUGCACUUCGAAGUUUGUAGACGUAAAAUAGGACACAGCUAAAGACUCCUUGCUAGGAAGUUUUAGGUUAAGUUUGGAGCUCUCUCAGAGGAUUCUCAGAAUCUUUAAGAAUAUGGCUCGUGGUCUCCGAACUCAACUUUAACCCACUUUAUUCUUUUCGUUUAUUAAACUUUGCUAAUUGUAAACAUGAGAAAUAUUUUUGGUAGUGAAUUGGACAGGAUGUGCACACGAGUAUCACACAUCAGGCAGCAACUCGCAUUAGCUUAAAACAAGCUAAUAGUUUUUAUAUGUUAGCAUACAUCAUAUUCAGUGGAUGUGCUAGUUAGCAUCAUCAGUUUGCAUCAAAAUAUACAGACAAGUCGUUGGAUUUACCAACAUUUGUUUUCCUGUUCUGUCUGCUCAUAACCCGAGACGGAUGCUGUGAAACUAAACAUGACGUGUAUCAUGGAAACUUGCACUUUCAGAUGUAGCUCACGUUGCCAAAUCAUUAUUUACCAAAACCAGAUCUAAUGAGUAAAAUAUCUGUUUAAAGAAUGUUUAUAUUCUUAUGCAAAACUCAGCAAGUGACAGGGACCACUUUAUCUUGUGAAGCUUUUUAGCUGAAAAUGUAGAGUUUUUGUUGCACAUUCAAACACAUUAUGCAACAUAUCUUAGCAACAAUAUCAGCACAAAUCAUGUUUAAAAAGUAGAUGUUAGUUCUGCUCAUUACUGAUUUUAAAUGUUGUAUUCUGUUGCUGUGACCUUGUUAGCAUUUACUCCUUGCUGGUGUUCUAAUGUAGAAAACUGACUUUCAUGAUGUCAUUAACGUUUGUGAAGCAUUUAAAACUUCUUUAACAGACAUUUUGGGAUUUUUGUUGUUACCAUUUUCAUUUAUAUACUUGAAUUUUCUGCAAUAAAUCUGCUGAUGCAAAACAA
Melanotaenia boesemani (Boeseman's rainbowfish) is the source of this 4183-nucleotide messenger RNA. RefSeq names its product peptidyl-prolyl cis-trans isomerase C (gene ppic). Bases 133 to 768 code for a protein of 211 amino acids. Gene Ontology annotation, molecular function: peptidyl-prolyl cis-trans isomerase activity. The transcript has 6 exons. Lineage: Eukaryota; Metazoa; Chordata; Actinopteri; Atheriniformes; Melanotaeniidae. The record is from RefSeq and is a predicted model, not a curated record. Gene Ontology annotation, cellular component: intracellular membrane-bounded organelle. Gene Ontology annotation, biological process: protein folding; protein peptidyl-prolyl isomerization.